AUGUCCCUGGCGGCCUCAGCGGGCCGGGGCCCGGGGGCCUUGUGGUCCCCAACUCACGUGCAGGUGACGGUGUUGCAGGCGCGGGGCCUGAGGGCCAAGGGCCCGGGGGGCACGAGCGACGCGUUCGCGGUGAUCCAGGUGGGCAAGGAGAAGUACGCCACCUCGGUAUCCGAGCGCAGCCUGGGCGCACCCGUAUGGCGGGAGGAAGCCACCUUCGAGCUGCCGCCGCUGCUGUCCGGCGCUGCACCCGCGGCCGCCGCCACCCUGCAGCUCACGGUGCUGCACCGCGCGCUGCUCGGCCUCGACAAGUUCCUGGGCCGCGCCGAAGUGGACUUGCAGGAGCUGCACCGGCACCAGGGCCGCAGGAAGACCCAGUGGUAUAAAUUGAAAUCCAGACCAGGAAAGAAGGAUAAAGAGCGAGGAGAAAUUGAAGUUGACAUCCAGUUUAUGAGAAACAACAUGACUGCCAGCAUGUUUGACCUUUCCAUGACAGAUAAAUCUCGGAACCCAUUUGGAAAACUGAAGGACAAGAUCAAGGGGAAGAAUAAGGAUAGUACUUCCGAUUCUGCUUCUGCCAUUGUCCCCAGCAUGACACUCUCAGUUGAUAGUGAUGAUGAGUUUCCCGCAAAAGACAAGAAAAAGAAAUCAAAGCUCAAGACCUUGUUUUCCAAGUCUAAUUUGCAGAAAACACCCCUCUCCCAGUCCAUGUUCGUCUUGUCUACUUCUAAGUCAGACGGAGUGCUGCUUCGCCCAGGGGACUUUCAGUCCCGAUGGGAAGAUGAUGACAAUGAAGAUGAUUCCUCUUCCGCCUCCGACAUCAUGACUCAGAAGAGAACCACCAAGCAACUGAGCCAGAUCAACUUCAGACUGCCCAAGAAGGAAGGACUCUCUUUUCUCGGUGGCCUUAGGUCUAAAAAUGACACUCUUUUCCGAUCUAAUGUCUGUAUCAAUGGGAAUCAUGUUUACAUGGAGCAGCCAGAAUCCAAGAGUGAGACCAAGGACAGCACUCCUUCCUCCUUUCCAUCUCCCCAGGGCUUCAAGAGGAAGCAUUUGUUCUCAUCUACAGAAAAUCUGGCUUCCUGGUCUGGUAAGGAGCCUGGAGAAGCAGGUGGCAUGGCUUCUGACAGGCAGCUCUCCGAUUCUGCCACCAAAGACUCUCUAAAAUCAAUGUCGCUGCCAUCCUACCGACCACUAGUCAGUGGAGACAUUAGGGGAAAUGCAGCCCCAGCAAACUUGGAGGCUGCAAAGGAAACCAAAGAGAACAGGAAGCAGGAGAACAGGAAGUCCUCUUUGCUUUCUCUGGUGACAGGCAAGAAGGAUGUGGCUAAGGGCAGUGAAGGUGAAAGCCCUCCUUCUGUCCCGGAGACGGAAAAAGAAAGCACACUCCCCGAAAUCAAACCAAAGGAGGAGCCUGUUAAAAACACUGUGAAAAAAUCCGAGAAAGAUGUUCCAACUAUUGUCUCUGAAUGGGGUAAAUCUCUGAAUCCUUUUGAAGAAAUGCAGAUCACAGGACCAGAGGCUGAGCCCGAGUCCACUUCUGAAUCUAAGCUGCCUAUCCCUUCCCCACGGGCUCCCCAGACCAAGGCCGUCAAACCUCGACUGGAAGUGUCUCCAGAGGUUCACCCCAAAGCCAGGCUUCCUUCUUCCUCCGACCCGCCUCUCUUUUUUUCUGCCCUCUCUUCUGGCUCUGGUCAGUCCUGUCUACCUUCUGCAUUGGAGCAUAAUUUAGAGACACAGUCCUCUGAAGAGCCUUCUGUCUUCUCCUCGCUCUCAUCUUCCAUAGUGGCUCCCCUUUCCACGUCCACUCCUAUUGGAAGCUGGCCUUCCACAGGUGAGAGCCAAGCCAGCUCUGAAGAGCCAUCUUUCCAUCUUAAAGCAGGGAUGCAAGAGGAUAGUGUGACACAAGUUCCAAAUACUGUUUCUUCUGUCUCAAGAUCACUUUCCACCCCCCUACCCACUCUACUGUGUGAAGACUGUCCAGUGGGGCACACCAGUGAGGUGGACAAAGAGAAGACCACUGAGGAGGAGGAGUCCGGAAACUAUCUCUGGGAGGAGCCUUUACCGGGGCAACAAGAAGAGCAGCUUCAGAGGUUUUCCCCUGAAAGAGAAAACGAUGCUCCUUCAUCUGAAGAGGGUCAAGAAAAAACAUUUGCUCUUUCAGUCAGAAGUGCCAGGAUGGGAAGCUCAGCAGGGAAGGUUUGGAUGGGAGAAGGCACACAAUUUGAGACUCAGUCUACAACUUUGGCAGAGAACAAAAUUAGAGCAGGUGAAAUGACUUCUUCACUCAAAGAAGUGGCAUCACUUCCAGAAGUGAGAGAACCGGAUCCCUCUCUCGAUUCAGUCACACAGAAACAUGAAGAGAGGGGUCUGGAUGCCCGUAACAACCAAAAGAAAGCCAAGAAACGUGUGUCAUUUUCCGAACAGCUCUUCACAGAAGACAAGGUGGGGAGGUCUACUGAAGGUGGAGAAGAGGACCACAAUAAUCCUCAGGAGCUGAGUCAGGAGGCUGCCACUGGCAGUGCACGUGACAAGGAGUCUGCGUCUUCCCACACAGAAGACUCAGAGAGGGAAGCUGUGUCUGAAGCCAGGCUGUUGGGUUCUGAUGUGCCAGCCCCCAUGGUGGAUCGUGAGGAGAAUUUCUCCAAGGGCCCCACGGGGAAAGGAAGCUCAGAGAAAGACACUGGACUCAUCAGGGCUGAGGGAAAUGACACCCUGAUGGAGCAGUUUCAGAGCAAAGCCAGCGAUCACGAAGGCCUACUGUCUAAUCCCCUGAGUGAUCUGCAGUCCACUGCAGAUGUCAGAUCUCCAGUCUUGACUGAUCUGGAUCUAACCCUCCCUUCUAUUCCUGAAGUCGCAUCUGAUGAUGAAAGGGUAGACCAGGUUGAAGAUGUCAGAGAAACAGCAAAGGUGGUGAGUCUGGAAGUAAGAGCUUCCUGCUUGGGAACUUUACCUCACUGUCCCAAGGAGAAAACUGAGUUGAGUGGUGUGAGAGAAGGUGCUGCCGAGAGCCUGAGGGAUCUCAGAGCGAAAACUCCCACAGCGUCUCCUGCAGCGUCUGUGACGGCUUUGUCUGAGCAAACUAUAGCUUUAGGAAUUCAUAAACCACAUCUUGGCGAGAGCUCAAGCUCAGAUAAACAGCUGCCGGGCCCUGGCAGGGAGGAAGAAGAAAAGCUGGAGGGAAAUGGGAGGCCGAGCCAGCCGCCUGGCAUGGCCCUAGACUCUCCUAUUUCCAGUCCCUCCCUUUCUGAGCCCUUUUCUUCCAAACACUCUUUCCCUCACACUCCACAUUCUGACACAAACCAAAUGAGUACAGCAGAGUCUCAAAAAAAGGCAACAGCAGAGGGCUCCGCUGCUAAAGUUGAAAAUUCUGGCAAGAGGAAGCCGGUUCUUCAGGCCUGGGUCUCACCCUCAGAGACACAUCCAGUCUCAGCUCAGCAAAGCCUAAGGAUUCCUUUUCUCCUCUUUAGACUUCAUCCUGUGAAGCCGAUGAACACAGCAGCUACAAAGUUUGCUCUCCCCAGUUUGGGAACUGCCACCAUCAUCAGCGAGAACUUGAUCAAUGAAGCCAUGACAAAGAAAUACAACCCCAAGGACCCUGCUUUUGCUUAUUCCCAGCUGACCCAUGAUGAGCUAAUCCAGCUGGUCCUCAAACAGAAGGAAACAAUCAGCAAGAAAGAGUUUCAGGUUCGAGAGCUAGAAGACUACAUUGACAAUCUGCUGGUCAAGGUCAUGGAAGAAACCCCUAACAUCCUCCGCGUGCCAGCGCAGGUCGGCAAGAAGGCAGGAAAGAUUUGA
Molecule: messenger RNA, 3795 nt
Organism: Elephantulus edwardii (Cape elephant shrew)
Lineage: Eukaryota; Metazoa; Chordata; Mammalia; Macroscelidea; Macroscelididae
Gene: RAB11FIP1
Product: RAB11 family interacting protein 1 (class I)
Exons: 6
Coding region: 1-3795 (1264 amino acids)
Biological process (GO): regulated exocytosis
Cellular component (GO): intracellular membrane-bounded organelle
Molecular function (GO): small GTPase binding
Source: RefSeq, a predicted model, not a curated record